Molecule: messenger RNA, 510 nt
Organism: Medicago truncatula (barrel medic)
Lineage: Eukaryota; Viridiplantae; Streptophyta; Magnoliopsida; Fabales; Fabaceae
Exons: 1
Coding region: 1-510 (169 amino acids)
Molecular function (GO): RNA-DNA hybrid ribonuclease activity; nucleic acid binding
Source: RefSeq, a predicted model, not a curated record
AUGGUUAAAUGGAAUCAAAAUAAUAAUAAUUGUAGCAUUCUCAAUGUGGACGGAAGCUGCCUCGGAACACCAAUCCGUGCGGGGUUCGGAUGUAUCUUUCCAAACAAUGGUGGAGCCUACCUCGCUGGUUUCUCUGGCUUCAUUCCGGAUUCGACAGACAUCCUGCUAGCUGAACUCACUGCUCUUCAUCAAGGCUUACUCAUGGCGGUUUCAAUGGGAAUAGAGGAAUUAGCUUGCUACUCGGAUUCCCUUCUCUCCAUCAACCUCAUUACAGGAAGAGUUUCAAGCUUUCAUGUGUACGCGGUCAUAAUACAAGACAUCAAAGAUCUCUUAUCUGUGCAUAAUUUUUCAGUUCAUCAUUGUCUCCGUGAGGGAAACCAAUGCGCGGACUAUUUGGCCAAGUUAGGAGCUUCAUCUAAUGAAGAGUGCUUAUUCCACGCCACACCACCUCAUGAGCUUUUGGAUUUGAUUCGCUUUGAUGCCAUAGGAACUCUGUUUCCUAGAGCAUAG